UCAAACAUGCUCCCAAGCUAGAGCUGUCUCUUCCCUUCUCUUUAUAUUUAUGGCCCUUCGUCCCCUCACAUGACUAUACAAAGAUCAGCAACAACGGUCUGCUCUUGUCUUUCUCUCUCUCUACUCUCACUUUUACGAGCCGAAUGCUUAAAAGGAGCAAAAGAUUCCUCUCAUUUUUUGCAAACAUUCUCUCCUAUACCACUUCCUCUGUGAUCAGAUUCAGAGGCCAUUUCGCGUGCUGCUAACUUUGCCGUGCACUGCACUUUUCCUGCCGCGUCCAUCAAUGGGGGACGGCCUGCGCGAGCUCUUGGUCGACGACCACUGCGAGCUCCGGCACGUGUCGGGCGCCGAGGACCUGUUCAGCAUCCUCGACACGUGGGAGGAGUGCAUGAACGGUGUCGUCGGUGGCGGCGGAGGUGGUGCUUCCGUGGCCGCGGCACCAGCGUUUAGCCAGAGCUGCACCGGGGGUGCUGACGCUGGCGCCGUGGGUGCUAGACCGACGGGGAACAGCCGGCGGCGCUCGGGCGAUGAGGAGAAAUACGGCAGCGGCAGCACCCCGGUGCAGAAGAAGCAGAAGGGUUCGGCGCCAGCACCAGAUGCGGUCGCCGACGAGGGGGCAGCGAAGAUGUCACACAUCGCGGUGGAGCGCAACCGGAGGAAGCAGAUGAACGAGCACCUCGCCGUCCUGCGUUCGCUCAUGCCCUGCUUCUACGUCAAGAGGGGAGACCAAGCGUCCAUCAUAGGAGGGGUGGUGGAGUACAUCAAGGAGCUGCAGCAGGUACUGCGUUCGCUGGAGGCCAAGAAGCACCGCAAGGCGUACGCCGAGCAGGUGCUCAGCCCGCGCCCCGCGACGGUGACGGCGAGCCCGCGCCCGCUCAUCAAAUCGACACCGCCGCUCAGCCCACGGGUGGCGGUGCCAAUAAGCCCCCGAACGCCAACCCCGGGCAGCCCGUACAAGCCCUGUGGCAGGGCCGGCGGCAGGCUCCUGCACCAGGUCGCGGCGGCCGCGGCCUACAUGACGUCGCCGGCCAUGACGCCGACGUCGUCGUCGUCAUCCUAUCCGCACGAUCAGCAGCACUACUCGCCGCAGCCGUACCUGCCGACCCUGGAUAGCAUCGUGACCGAGCUCGCCGCGCACGCCGCCAGGCCCGCGGCGGUCGGGCUCCUCCUCCCGGACGUGAAGGUGGAGUUCGCGGGCCCGAACCUGGUGCUGAAGACAGUGUCGCGCCGCACGCCAGGGCAGGCGCUCAAGAUCAUCGCUGCGCUCGAUAGCCUCUCGCUCGAGAUCCUCCAUGUCAGCGUCAGCACCGUCGACGACACCAUGAUGCACUCAUUCACCAUCAAGAUUGGGAUCGAGUGCGAGCUUAGCGCGGAGGAGCUCGUGAAGGAAAUUCAGCAAACGUUCUUGUGACGCGAAGUAGCAAGCUGCACAGAGAUAUCAAACUGAACUGCAUGCAAGCUCAAACCAGGAGCGGUAGUUUCGGUGCAACUGAGUCCAGCUGUGCAAGCUAGUUAAAGAUCAUUACUUAUUUCGAUCUGUAGCUAUGUGGUACGUUAGGGAUCGAUGGUUGUUGUCUUCAUUUCUAAUGCCGAAUAAUCCCUUUCGAUCUAGACCCACGUACAUACUUCCCCUA
Phragmites australis (common reed) is the source of this 1634-nucleotide messenger RNA. Its product is annotated as transcription factor SPEECHLESS-like. The coding region runs from base 284 to 1411 and encodes 375 amino acids. Gene Ontology annotation, biological process: positive regulation of DNA-templated transcription; guard cell differentiation; stomatal complex development. The transcript is spliced from 3 exons. The record is from RefSeq and is a predicted model, not a curated record. Gene Ontology annotation, cellular component: nucleus. Lineage: Eukaryota; Viridiplantae; Streptophyta; Magnoliopsida; Poales; Poaceae. Gene Ontology annotation, molecular function: DNA-binding transcription factor activity; protein dimerization activity.